AUAAAAAUAAAAGAAAAUCAUACAUCACAUAACAGUUGCACACUACACUAGUUUCGCAAACCCUAACUCACCCACCCAAACGCCGAUACACGCACCGUGCGUUCGUGAGAGUUUCGCGUUCCAGAGGCUGCACCAUCUACCUCAGCUCCCAAAUUCGCACCGCCGCAGAACCCUAACUAAGCAUGAGGCCGAUUUUGAUGAAAGGCCACGAGAGGCCACUCACUUUCCUCAAAUACAACAGGGACGGUGAUCUACUAUUCUCCUGCGCCAAGGACCACAACCCUACCGUGUGGUUCGCCGACAACGGCGAACGCUUGGGCACUUACCGAGGCCACAACGGCGCCGUUUGGUGCUGCGACGUCUCAAAGGAUUCGAGUAGACUUAUAACGGGGAGUGCGGAUCAGACCGCCAAGCUGUGGAACGUGCAAACUGGUCAGCAGUUGUUUACCUUCAAUUUUGAUUCUCCGGCGAGGUCGGUGGAUUUCGCCGUCGGCGAUAAGCUCGCCGUUAUGACCACUGAUCCGUUUAUGGAAUUGCCCUCUGCAAUACAUGUCAAACGCAUUGCCAGAGAUCCCGCUGAUCAGACUGGGGAAUCUGUGCUUCUCAUUAAGGGUCCUCAGGGGAGAAUUAAUAGAGCUAUUUGGGGACCCCUGAACAGAACCAUUAUCAGUGCUGGAGAAGAUGCUGUUAUCCGGGUUUGGGAUUCUGAGACAGGGAAACUGCUUAAAGAGUCAGACAAGGAAUCUGGCCAUAAAAAGACUGUAACAUCACUUGCAAAGUCUGCGGAUGGUUCCCAUUUCCUAACUGGCUCCCUUGAUAAGUCUGCUAGGCUUUGGGAUACUAGAACAUUGACUCUGAUCAAGACGUAUGUCACAGAACGCCCAGUCAAUGCAGUUGCAAUGUCACCUCUUCUUGAUCAUGUGGUACUUGGAGGUGGUCAGGAUGCAUCAGCUGUUACAACUACUGACCAUCGUGCUGGCAAAUUUGAAGCCAAAUUUUAUGAUAAGAUUCUUCAAGAAGAAAUUGGGGGUGUAAAAGGACAUUUUGGACCAAUUAAUGCAUUGGCUUUUAACCCUGAUGGGAAGAGCUUUUCAAGCGGAGGCGAAGAUGGUUAUGUACGGUUGCACCACUUCGACCCAGAUUAUUUCAACAUUAAAAUAUAGUGCUGGAUGGUUUGUGGUUAACAUUAGGCGUGGUUCCAGAAGUUAGCUUUUUAAUUUAUUUCAACUAGAUUUUUGUAAUGCCAAUGUGAUUACAAACGAUCUUAUAUAUCGGUAAUAUGGAUGAAUUGAAGAAUGAAAUUAUGCAUUUUUUGUUUAUGUAUUAACACUAUCAAUUUUGGUUGGAGUGGAACUCAUAAUUGAGGAGUUUUUCUUCGCAAGUCCAUAUUUUUGAUAAAACUAGAAGUUUGGCAUC
Cajanus cajan (pigeon pea) is the source of this 1416-nucleotide messenger RNA. Its product is annotated as eukaryotic translation initiation factor 3 subunit I. Gene Ontology annotation, molecular function: RNA binding; translation initiation factor activity; protein binding. Lineage: Eukaryota; Viridiplantae; Streptophyta; Magnoliopsida; Fabales; Fabaceae. Gene Ontology annotation, biological process: cytoplasmic translational initiation. Gene Ontology annotation, cellular component: cytoplasm; eukaryotic translation initiation factor 3 complex, eIF3m. The record is from RefSeq and is a predicted model, not a curated record.